Arachis duranensis is the source of this 963-nucleotide messenger RNA. RefSeq lists its product as uncharacterized. Bases 1 to 963 code for a protein of 320 amino acids. The record is from RefSeq and is a predicted model, not a curated record. The transcript has a single exon. NCBI's taxonomy places the organism in Eukaryota, Viridiplantae, Streptophyta, Magnoliopsida, Fabales, Fabaceae.
AUGGGCGCCACCCCGUUUCAUCGGUCCAUCCUUGAGGUCCGGUUGCCGAAGCACUUUGACAAACCAACGGACAUGAGGUACGAUGGAACCCAAGACCCUCUGGAACACCUCACGGCUUUCGAAGCUAGAAUGAAUCUGGAGGGAGUAGGGGACGAGGUGAGGUGCCGGGCCUUCCCAGUCACCCUAGCCGGGCCAGCAAUCCGGUGGUUUAACGGCCUCCCGCAGGGAUCCAUCUACAGAUUUUCGGACAUCAGCCGUGCCUUCUUGGCUCAGUUCACAACGCGGAUAGCAAAGGCAAAACACCCGAUCAACCUGCUCGGGAUAACCCAGAGACCCGGGGAGCUGACCAGAAAGUACCUGGAUCGCUUUAACGAUGAAUGCUUGGAAAUCGACGGCCUAACCGACUCGGUGGCCAGCCUUUGCCUGACGAACGGCCUCCUGAACGAGGACUUUCGAAAACACCUUACCACGAAACCGGUUUGGACGAUGCACGAGAUCCAAACGGUGGCUAAGGAAUACAUAAAUGACGAAGAAGUCAGCCAGGUCAUGGUCGCCAAUAAACGGCACUCCGGCUACAAUCAACCUAGGCAACAGGGUAACGGGGAGAGGCACAAAGAACAAGCCAAGGAGACAGGGUCGACCAAGGUACACAGAUCAUUUCCCCGGAUCGGGAAGUUCACCAACUACACUCUACUCACUCUUCCCAUUGUGGAAGUUUACCAGCAAAUAGCCGAAAGAGGGAUCUUGUCGAAGCCCCGACCACUCAAGGACCGAACGGGGGGGAACAAGAGCCUCUACUGUGACUACCACAAAGGCUACGGACACCAAACACAAGACUGCUUUGACCUGAGGGAUGCACUAGAGCAAGCAAUAAGAGAUGGCAAACUCUCUGAAUUCUCCCAUCUCAUACGGGAGCCGAGGAGACGGCAACGCGAUCAAGACAGCGAAGAGGCCAAGACCUGA